AUGCUGCGGCUAUUAGAGGAAAUUCCUGACAAGUGGACCGAGGCACCAGAUAUAUAUUCAUUUCGCUCUUUGGACCGCAACUUUGUUUUUCCUGGCGAGCAAGUCCAUAUACUUGCAUGUUUGUCUGCCUAUAAGCAGGAUACGGAAAUUAUUACACCAUUUAAAGUUGCCGCAGUCAUGAAUAAAAAUGUGAUUGGACAGAGAAACAAAGAAAAUGGCAAUGUUGAACAUGUAACAAAUCCUGUUUCUCAAGGAAUGAAAGCGGGUUCUGAUGAGCAAGACAAUCACAAUGGUGAAAAGGUAAUGAAAGAAAAUUCACAAAACAGUGUUUUUGCAGGUGAAUCUCUCCUCAGAAUGAUAGAUCACAGAAGGCAGACUGAAUCAUUGUUGCGAAAAUUUAGAAGUUCCCAUUUUUUUGCUCGGAUUGUGGAGUCAAAUGAACCUCUUUGGUCGAAAAGAAGAGAUUCAGAAGCCUCUCUCAGAACUUCUGAGAUAGUUGAAGGAAAAUUGACAGAAGAUUCUUCAGAAACUCAGAAAAUUGUGAAAAAGAAUCCUAUUAAUGCUGCAAUCGAUAGAGGAAAAUUUGAUGCCUGUGCAUCUGGUGGAGUGGCGAGAGAUGCUGUCAAAUGUUGUUCUCUUUCAAAUGGAGACGUAGUGGUGCUUUUACAGGUUAAUGUUGGUGCUGAGGUUUUGAGAGAUCCCAUCCUUGAAAUUCUUCAAUUUGAAAAGCAUCAGGAAAGAAGUUUAUCCUUUGAGAACCAGCAAAAUCUCUCUUCUCUAAAUCAGGAUCCUUGUGGUGAAUUGUUGAAAUGGCUGCUUCCUUUGGAUAAUUCUAUUCCUCCUCCCUCUCGUCCUUUAUCUCCUCCUAUAUUGAGUUCCAGUUCAAAUGUUCGAAGCUCACCCACAAAACCUAAUUUAUCUGGAUCAUCUGGCUCUCAGCUUUUCUCUUUUGGUAACUUUAGAAGUUAUUCAAUGUCCUCUCUUCCACCAAGCACAACACCGCCUCCAGCAAAUAUAACUCCCAGUGCUAAACCAAGCUUUGACUCGGAAGAUUGGAAUCAAUUUUCAUUUAGAAAGUUUAUGAAAAGUGGAAAAAGUGGAAAUGAAGGACUCUUAUCUUUUCGAGGUGUGCCAUUGGAACCAGAAAGAUUUUCUGUUAGGUGUGGGUUGGAAGGAAUUUUCACACCUGGAAGAAGGUGGAGGAGGAAAAUCGAAAUAAUUCAACCUGUAGAAAUUCAUUCUUUUUCUGCUGAUUGCAACACAGAUGAUCUUCUCUGUGUCCAGAUAAAGAAUGUUUCCCCUGCACAUGUACCAGAUGUUGUGAUAUUUGUAGAUGCAAUAGCUGUAGUCUUUGAAGAGGCAUCACAAGGUGGCCUACCAUUGUCUUUACCAAUUGCAUGCAUUGACGCUGGGAAUGACCACUGUUUGCCAAAUUUACCUCUCAGGAGAGGUGAAGAACAUUCUUUUAUUCUCAAACUCGCAACUUCAUCAUGGAAGUUCCCCAAAGGUCACAGUAGUACAAAUUCACAACCGUCAAGUUUGCUCUCUGGAAGUGCUACAUCAAAUUGGCCAUAUUUUUUCAAUAUUGAAAAGAAAUAUAGUGAAUUGCCUGCCCAUCAUUACGCAAUUCUUGUAUCAUGUCGAUGCAAUUAUACUGAAUCAAACUUGUUUUUCAAGCAGCCAACAAACUGGCAACCUCGUAUUUCAAGGGAUCUUAUGGUCUCUGUUGCUUCUGAAAUGACUCGACAAACUGUUGGAUCCAAUGGAAAUCCGCUUCCAGUUCAGGUCUUGACUCUUCAGGCAUCAAAUAUGACAUCUGAAGAUCUCACAAUGACGGUUCUUGCUCCAGCAUCAUUUACUUCUCCUCCUUCGGUCUUGCCUUUAAAUAAUUCACCAUCAUCACCCUCGAGUCAAUUUGUUGAUUCUUUUGAGUUAGCUGAGAGAGAGAGAAGUGAUAGGCAAGUGGCUGUCAUGAAUACGAUAAACUCAUCGCCACUGAAUAAAGGAGAGAAAGUUAAUGACAAAUCUGUACCGAUACGGGCCAUACCUGAUGUCCUUCCAAGUAGUGAUCUGGGUUGUACACAUUUGUGGUUGCAGAGUAGAGUUCCGCUGGGAUGUGUCCCUGCUCAAUCAAUGGCAACCAUCAAGCUCGAAGUACUCCCAUUGACAGAUGGCAUAAUUACUCUUGAUUCUCUACAGAUUGAUGUUAAGGAGAAAGGUCUUACUUAUGUACCUGAGCAUUCACUGAAGAUAAAUGCAACUUCGAGCAUCACUACUGGUAUAAUUUGAGGCAGUUACUUCAGAAGCUUUGAUUAUUUGAUGGUACCUGGGUUUUGGUGAGACGGUUCAUUUACUGCAUGACUCCACGCUGUUACCUUUAUAUUUAAGUGAACUAUUGCUUACGGCUAGUUUGGGGCCGACUUCUAUGCCAUAUUUGUACCUUGUUAUAGAUAUAGUGUAAAGUAGACAAGAUGGUGAAAACUUUUGUCUGGCAAUAUGAAUGGCCAAGUUAUGGAACAUUACCGCAAUAUACUAGCUUUCUGGUUAACAUUCAUUUCAAUGCUGUCAUUUUGUUAUAAUUUUUUCC
This is a messenger RNA of Olea europaea var. sylvestris, 2587 nucleotides long. RefSeq lists its product as uncharacterized. The record is from RefSeq and is a predicted model, not a curated record. The coding region runs from base 1 to 2289 and encodes 762 amino acids. The transcript has 10 exons. Lineage: Eukaryota; Viridiplantae; Streptophyta; Magnoliopsida; Lamiales; Oleaceae.